AGAUGAUAGAUAUUGAAACAUGAAGUCAAUCAUGAAGCUGACCAUCCAGUACGUUACUUUUCCAUAAUGUUUAACAGUCAUCACAGUUUUACCAUUUUAACGAAAGUCAAGACAAUUUUCAGAACAUUUAAAGAUGUCAAGAAUGUUGAUUACUAGUAUAUUAUUCUAUGCACUUGUUUUUUUUUAUUUUCCUUUUGUUUUGUAAUUAAUGGCGAUCGACUUCAGCAAACAUACGUUCUUCUUUAUCGUUAACUUAACUCAAGUUAAUACAAGUUUAUUAAGUUCAUAUUAAUGUUCUCAGUUCCCUAAUUCAAUGUAAGUUUGCUUUAGAAAUCACAAUCUUAUGCCUUUGAUGUAUUUAUCUUAUCUUUCUUGUACUUUAUUUUGUCUAUUUUAGAGAUAGUCCGAAUACACCUGAGUCAUAAAUGCGCAAGCGCAAUGCUCAAUUCCGUUAUAGAAACAGAAAAUAGCUCGUCCAUUUUCAAUUGUAAGGUAAUGAAGUUAAUGAUGCUUGAAGUUCAGUAAUAACAAAAUGGCAGAAGAAAAGACAUCACAAUUGAAGAUGUAUUUUCCCGAAAUUGAAACUGAUACCUUUUCCGAUGAUGGUUCAUAUGUGAGUGUGAGGGGUGAAGAUUCAGAUACAAGUUCCUUUGCAAGUGUGACAGGAGAUGAAGAGGAAGAAAGCGCAAACGAUACGGAAUCUGUUUCUUCAGAAAAUUCUGUCGAUCUCUCAACUGGUACAGGAAAUAGAAAAGUGUAUUAUCGCAACCAGUUUGACGAUUUGGAGCCUGUCCAAAUCUCAAAGGUUUCCAGAGACAGUAAUUCACCAGAUGAAUCAUGUGUUUUUGAAAAUCAAACAAACAGCGGAGAACUUCUAAACAGUGAAGAACAAUGCAAGACUCAGUUGAACAGACUACAUGUUGCCCCUCAGCUCGACACCAGUGGGAGUGAUCAGCAAAAUUGUAUAGACAAUGUAAAAAGCAAAGAGCGCCAGACAGAAAGGAAUCUACAGUCUGAUGAAGUUGCCCUUCUGCGUGGGAAACUCAGCUCCUGUGAAAGGGAUCGUGAGAAUCUACAGGACACUGUGGAACAGUUUCGAGCUGAAAUUGACCAACUGAAAGGGACUGUUUCCUUUUUGUGCGAGAAGGUACAUUCUUACGAGAUGGAUCAUCAGCAUCUUUAAGGCAUCGUAAGACAAAAUAUGAAAAUGGAAGAACAACAUCAAACCAAAAUGUACCAGCUGAGCGAAGAAGUUGACUCAUUGCGCGAGAAGCUAAACUCCAGAGAGAAUAAUCAGCAUAUUCUUAGGGGAACUUUGUUAGUUUAUCUUUAUCACACAUAAUAUAACAUUUACAUCUUUUACUCGUAGAUAUUUUUAGAUUUGUUGAAGCAUGGAAAUUCAGACUAAAUUCAUGUUUUUCACAUGUGCCAAUAAUUCUUCAUUGUUAUAAUUUAGAUCAAGGUUUUAGCAAUCAUUACGAUAACAUAAUUGUUGAGGGUUGGGUGGUCAACUAACUGCACUUCUCUGUGUUAAACUAUUGUAACUAAACAAAAAAAAUUAGUAAAACCGACAGGUGCUCUCCGAAGAACGACUAUUGCAUUUUAAAAGCACAAAAGCGGAAUUUAUCGCCUGGGUACAUACCUCGUCUUAGAAGUGAAGCUUCAAAGGAAGGUUCUUAGAAUUCCUUCUUAUAAUUUAAAAGUGUCAUUGACUACCAGCCAGGGGUUGCUGAGGAAAACACAGGUCAAAGAUGGUGCUUUAAAUUAAUAAUAUGGCAUUAUGAAAGGGACAUAACUCAGUGACAUGUUAUCCGACCAGACCAUAAAGAAAAUAUGCACAUCUCUUGAAACUGAAGUUUUCUAUGACUUUUACCUGAAUUCAAGCAAGUGGUUGCUGAGAAAUACUCCAAACAAAACUGGCGCUAUAGUCAACUAAUGUUGAUUAAUCAAAGGGCAAUUACACAGACGAAAUGGAUGUGAGCUAAUAAUGACUUGAAAGCAAUAUGCAUUACAUGUUACAAAAUAUGUUUUAAGAAGACAUUUGCAUUUUAAGUGUU
Molecule: messenger RNA, 2057 nt
Organism: Mercenaria mercenaria
Lineage: Eukaryota; Metazoa; Mollusca; Bivalvia; Venerida; Veneridae
Exons: 6
Coding region: 533-1183 (216 amino acids)
Source: RefSeq, a predicted model, not a curated record